Setaria italica (foxtail millet) is the source of this 1094-nucleotide messenger RNA. RefSeq lists its product as uncharacterized. Lineage: Eukaryota; Viridiplantae; Streptophyta; Magnoliopsida; Poales; Poaceae. The record is from RefSeq and is a predicted model, not a curated record. The coding region runs from base 206 to 865 and encodes 219 amino acids. The transcript has a single exon.
CCUUCCCCCCACCCAACCCAACCCCACCGAUCCGAUCGGCAAAUCCCCCUUCCAGAGUUGCCCACAGAUCCCGGCGCCCCCACCACACAGCGCUCGCGCUCGCGCUUCCUUCCCCUUCCCCCCUUCCGAACCCGCACCAGAAAUUGGUGGCGAAUUGCCUGCCCGUCGGCCCGGCUGCGGAGGCGGAGCAGCUCCCGACGCCGCGAUGGCGGAGUGCCGCAGCCUCAUCGAGUUCCUCCGCGCGUUCGAGCACCACCGCAAGGCGGCGGACGGCUCGGCCUCGGCCUCCGCGUGCUCCCGAUCCAGGCGGGCUUCCUCGGCCCGCGCCGCCGCCGCCGGCGCCUUCUGCGACAGCACCCCGAUGGCCGUGGUCGACGCGGUCAUGCUCCUGGCCGUCGUCGCCGCGCUCGGCUUCCUCGUGGCCCCGUACCUCAAGCUGCUGCUCGCCGAGGCGGGCGCGCUGCUCCACCCCGCCGCGUCCUGUCUCUCGGCCGCCGCCUUCUUCGGGGCCGCGCUCGCCGUGGCGGCCGCCGCCGUCGCCUGGGAGCUGCUGGGCCACCACGCGCGCAAGUGCGGCAAGCCCAGGUGCAGGGGCCUCAAGAAGGCCGUCGAGUUCGACAUCCAGCUCGAGACGGAGGAGUGCGUGCGCGGCCGCCCCGGCCCCGCGGCGCGAUCGGCGCUGCUCGCGGCGGCCGGGGCGCGCCCCGUCGAGCUCGGGGACGAGCAGCGGGAGCUGGAGGCCGAGCUCCGCAAGAUGGCGCCGCCCAACGGCCGCACCGUGCUCAUCUUCCGCGCGCCCUGCGGAUGCCCCAAGGGCCGGAUGGAGGUCUGGGGCGCCAAGAAGGUCCGCCGGAUCAAGAAGUGAAAGGGGGAUAAGGGGAGAGGGAUCGGAUGGUCGUAUUAGUCCAUGCUGUUCCUUCCUGAUAUGUAGCUAGAAAAAUAUAUAAUUUCAGUAAUAAGCAUAGGGAGAGCAAAUAAAUGGAUGAUACAACAGUUAUAUCACAGAUAGACUAUAGACAUCACAUACACCUUGUAUUAUGAACCAGUGGGGAUUUCAGACAGAAAUAUAUGCCGUUUACUUGUUCAUUCUCUUA